Messenger RNA from Anopheles nili, 899 nucleotides. It is a transcript of the gene mRpL22, whose product is annotated as 39S ribosomal protein L22, mitochondrial. NCBI's taxonomy places the organism in Eukaryota, Metazoa, Arthropoda, Insecta, Diptera, Culicidae. The record is from RefSeq and is a predicted model, not a curated record. Gene Ontology annotation, cellular component: mitochondrial large ribosomal subunit; ribosome. Gene Ontology annotation, molecular function: structural constituent of ribosome. The transcript has a single exon. Gene Ontology annotation, biological process: translation; ribosome assembly. The coding region runs from base 40 to 678 and encodes 212 amino acids.
CCAGGCCGUGGUUACGAAAUUAAUAGUAGCUGAUCCACAAUGGCCACCCUCCUAGUGAACACACUCAAGCGGCUGUCCCUAACGGCCCGUUCCGACGCUGCAGGACUCAUUGUCGCCAACCUGCACACGAGCGGUUCACUGGCCAAAAACUGGAACGGACACAACACCGGCCCGCAACGAUGGUUGCAGUACAACAAGGUGAUCUACCCACCACAAACCGCCGGUGAAGAACCACGUCCGGCGUUUAUUUGCCACCAAAAAACGAACAUCAAGUACAGCCCCAAAAAGAUGUGGUACGUCGCAUCCUUCGUACGCGGCAUGUCGGUAGACGAGGCCGUAAAGCAGCUAUCGUUCAUCGACAAAAAAGGCGCCAGCUUCGUGAAGGAGGCCAUUCUCGAGGCGGUCGAUAUGGCUGUCAAGCGCCACAACGUCGAGUUCCGGAGCAAUCUAUGGGUGGCGGAGUCGCUGUGUGGCAAAGGUCGCGUGUUUAAGGGCAUACGACGGCACGCCCGCGGACGCGCCGGUGAAGUCGAGUACAAGCAUUGCCACUACUUCGUGCGUCUAGAGGAGGGCAGUCCUCCGGCAAACUACUAUCAACCAGCACCGAAAACUGGCGAGCAGCAGCUGGAUGAGUGGCUGAUGGCGAUGCGCAAACGAAAGGUGACCAGCUCGCUGUGAAGGGUUGGAACUAACACGGCUGAAUAAAGUUCUGCUACAGAUUUAUUUCAUUAGUGUAGAUAAUUCACAAUACGACUUACAUAGUAUGACUGUAUAACUAAACUAAAAUAAAAUUCUAAAAAAAAAUACCAACCAAUGUUUAAGUUACGGACAUUCGCUUGGCGGAUGUUAUACGAUACAAUAACCCGAAAUUGGGGGUUUCUUAUUCCUACUAACGCGGC